CGUACUAAACUAUCACAAUGAAAAAAGAAGAGGCACAAGACAUAUUUCUUAAGAUUCUUAAGGAAGAGGAAGAUGUUUCCACUGCAGUUGCAGCUAUUAAAACAUUGCUAACCGUCAUAGAAAAUUAUAAAGUGGCUACAGUACGGGAGUUGGACUUGAACUUGCAACUGGCUGUGGAUGCCAUGAAGCAAUGUGAUCAACCUGUCACAGGGAUAUCAUCAGGGUGUGAGCUGUUCAUGAGGUUUAUCACCUUUGCCAAACUAGAUGUUGAGUCUUUUGAACAAUGUGAACAAAUAAUGUUAAAAAGAGGAAGAAUAUUUUUGGACACACUGCUGGCAGCGAGGGGAAAGAUAGCUAAACUAGCGCAGCAAUUUAUUUUCGAUGGUUGUAAAAUCCUAAUACAUUCAAGAUCACGAGUUGUACUACAAGCAUUGACAGAAGCAGCCAAAUUAAAUAAAAGGUUUCAAGUGUUUGUGACAAUGUCUUCUCCAGAUAACAGUGGAGUGAGAAUGCACAAAGAACUCGAGGAAGCGGGCAUAGACUCAACAAUAAUUCUGGACUCUGCUGUGGGCUACAUCAUGGAGCAGGUGGAUUUCGUGAUGGUCGGCGCUGAAGGUGUGACUGAAAGUGGUGGAAUCAUAAACAAGAUCGGCACAUUCAGUAUCGCGAUGUCGGCGUCAGAACAUAAGAAGAUCGUAUGUGUGAUGACGGAGAGUGUUAAGUUUUUGAGAAUCUAUCCGUUGAACCAGUUGGACUUACCGAACGAAUUCAAAUAUCCGUCAAGUGUACUUAAAUCCGGAGAUCUGUCGAAACAACACCCCCUAGUCGAUUAUACGCCUCCGGCAUACAUCACCUUACUGUUUACAGACUUAGGAGUGUUAACGCCAUCCGCUGUAAGUGACGAACUCAUCAAACUGUAUUUGUAAAUAAAAUGUUAUUGGUU
Aricia agestis (brown argus) is the source of this 943-nucleotide messenger RNA. It is a transcript of the gene eIF2Balpha, whose product is annotated as translation initiation factor eIF-2B subunit alpha. Gene Ontology annotation, biological process: translational initiation. The record is from RefSeq and is a predicted model, not a curated record. NCBI's taxonomy places the organism in Eukaryota, Metazoa, Arthropoda, Insecta, Lepidoptera, Lycaenidae. Gene Ontology annotation, molecular function: translation initiation factor activity; guanyl-nucleotide exchange factor activity. Gene Ontology annotation, cellular component: eukaryotic translation initiation factor 2B complex. Bases 18 to 926 code for a protein of 302 amino acids. The transcript is spliced from 9 exons.